AUGCCAUUUACCAAGAGCGAGGUCUCUCCGGCUGAACACAGUAUGUGUGCCGCUGAGUGUAACCUGGCAGACGAUGCAUCAUGGAAGAAGAUCCAGAAGAACACCUUCACACGGUGGUGCAACGAGCACCUGAAGUGUGUAAACAGGUUCAUAGGUGACCCUCGUUUGACCUAAACGACGGGCUGACUAUCAUCGCCCUACUGGAGGUGUUGAGCCAUAAGAAGAUGUUCAGGAAGUACCACACCAGGCCCACAUUCAGACAGAUGAGGCUGGAUAAUGUCUCUGUUGCGCUCAAGCUUCUGGACCAGGAGAAUGUCAAGUUGGUGUCUAUAGGUAAGUGAGAUGGUGAAUUGCUCAGGGAUGAAGUUCAGUCUGGCAGCCAUGCCAAGAUAAGUAAGAAGAUAAAGUCACACUUCUUUGGUUACACUUUACAUGGGGUUGCAUUGUGCAGACACCAUAUUUAUUUAUUUUUUCUAGGUGCCGUUACUUGUACAGUAGUUAUACUUAACUAACUUGAAACAAUUUGGCCAGUUUUCUAUGAUUGAGUUCAGUCAUUGUUGUAUGUACCUAACAGUUACUGUGUACAGCCAUGCAAUUGCAAAUGUUGCCACAAUUUGUUAUGUUAUAAAGUGAAGACUAUAGGUCUGUUUGAUUUACACUGGGAGAUGUGCGAUACUGUAUGUGUUAGAUAACACUGGAUCUCCCAUCCCUUCUUGUGGGUAUAACAUGGUGCUGCCUCAACAGACAGCAAGGCCAUCAUGGACGGGAAUAUGAAGCUGAUUCUGGGGUUGGUGUGGACCUUGAUCCUACAUUACUCCAUCUCUUCUCAUCUACUGGAGGACGGGGGCCAGGACAAGACCAAGAAACAGACCCCUGAGCUACGGCUGCUGGGGUGGAUCCAGGACAAUGUGCCCGAACUGUCUAUCACCAACUUCAGCCAGGACUGGCAGAAUGGCAAGGCUCUGGGGGCACUGGUGGACGGACUGGCCCCAAGUGAACUAUAACUGGAUUCAUGAAAACAACAUCCAGCUUUGUUGUUACUGGGUAAGGGAUACUUCCUAUAGCUUAUAUAGUCUAGAACCUGACCUUUGAUCCUCUGUAUUUCUCCCUGCCUGCAGGCCUGUGUCCAGACUGGGAGAGCUGGGACAAGGUACAGCGAGUAGACAAUGCCAGAGAGGCUUGGGGGAUGACAUCUUAGGUUUUAACUUCUCAGAACAGCCUCUGGGGGGUAAUCUUUUGGCCUACGACAUCAUCGCUCAUCACAGUAUUCACCACACAAACAAAGCCUUCAGGAAGUAGAGUCACUCCUCUCCUCUGCUCAUAGUGAAAGGACGACAUGAAAUGUAGCAGAGUUUACAUCAUACAUGUUGUUUUAGCUUGUAGGGGCGAUGUCACCUUGCAUGUGAACUGAAGAGGCCAGUUUGGGGAAUAAUUGGCACUACCAUAAUUAAUCAGGCUAGGACAUACAGUACAUUUACAUAACCAUUGUUUCUCUUUUGCAUCCAGGUCAUUGCCCCAGAGGAGAUCAUCGACCCUCGUGUGGAUGAGCAGUCCAUCAUGACUUACCUCUCCAUGUUCCCCAAAGCUCAACUGAAAUCUGAAGCAUCCCUCAAACCCAAAUCAGGUGUGCCACUGCUCUGCCCCUCUUCUGUUAAUUAGCGCUCAUAAUAGGCAAUCUGGCUAGCCUUGUUUUUACACAAAGGUGAUUUGUGUUUUGAGGUACAGUGCAUUCAGAAAGUAUUCAGACACCUUGACUUUUUCCACAUUUUGUUACGUUACAGCCUUAUUCUAAAAUUAAUAAAAAAUAAAAUAUAAUCUCUCAUCAAUCUACACAUAAUGCCCCAUAAUGACAAAGCAAAAACAGGUUUUUAGAUAUUUUUGCAAUGUUCUUGGGUAUGACGCUACAAGCUUGGCACACCUGUAUUUUGGGAGUUUCUCCCAUUCUUCUCCAGAGAUGUUUGAUCGGAUUCAAAUCCGGGGUCUGGCUGGGCCACUCAAGGACAUUCAGAGACUUGUCCCGAAGCCAGUCCUGCGUUGUCUUGGCUGUGUGCUUAGGGUCGUUGUCCUGUUGGAAGGUGAACCUUCGCCCCAGUCUGAGGUCCUGAGUGCUCUGGAGCAGGUUUUCAUCAAGGAUCUCUUUGUACUUUGCUCCGUUCAUCUUUCCCUCGAUCCUGACUAGUCUCCCAUUCUCUGCCACUGAAAAACAUCCCCACAGCAUGAUGCUGCCACCACCAUGUUUCACCGUAGGGAUGGUGCCAGGUUUCCUCCAGACGUGACGCUUGGCAUUCAGGCCAAAGUGUUCAAUCUUGGUUUCAUCAGACCAGAGAAUCUUGUUUCUCAUGGUCUGAGAGUCCUUUAGGUGCCUUUUAGCAAACUCAAAGCGGGCUGUCAUGUGCCUUUUACUGAGGAGGGGCUUCCAUCUGGCCACUCUAACAUAAAGGCCUGAUUGGUGGACUGCUGCAGAGAUGGUUGUCCUUCUAGAAGAUUCUCCCAUCUCCACCGAGGAACUCUGGAGCUCUGUCAGAGUGAUCAUCGUGUUCUUGGUCACCUCCCUGACCAAGGCCCUUCUCCCCCGAUUGCUCAGUUUGGCUGGGCGGCCAGCUCUAGGAAGAGUCUUGGUGGUUCCAAACUCUUCCAUUUAAGAAUGAUGGAGGCCACUGUGUUCUUGGGGACCUUCAAUGCUGCAGAAAUGUUUUGGUACCCUUCCCCAGAUUUGUGCCUCGACACAAUCCUGUCUCUGAGCUCUACGGACAAUUCCUUCGACCUCAUGGCUUGGUUUUUGCUCUGAUAUGCACUGUCAACUGUGGGACCUUAUAUAGACAGGUGUGUGCCUUUCCAAAUCAUGUCCAAUCAAUUUAAAUGACCACAGGUGGACUCCAAUCAAGUUGUAGAAACAUCUCAAGGAUGAUCAAUGGAAACAGGAUGCACCUGAGCUCAAUUUCGAGUCUCAUAGCAAAGGGUCUGAAUACUUAUGUAAAUAAGGUAUUUCUGUUUUCCAUUUGUUAUAAAUGUGCAAACAUUUCUAAAAACCUGUUUUUGCUUUGUCAUUUUGGGGUAUUGUGUGUAGAUUGAUGAGGAAGAAAUUCAAUUUUAUCAAUUUUAGAAUAAGGCUGUAACAUAACAAAAUGUGGAAAAAGUCAAGGGGCCUGAAUACUUUCCAAAUGCACUGUAUUUAUGGACAAAUCGUUUGUAUCAGUGACCAAGCCGAAAGCCUGUAGGGUGAGUGGCCGAGGGCUGCAGCCCAAGGGAGUGAGGGUUGGUCAGGUGGCUGACUUCAAGGUAGACACCAGUAGGGCUGGACCUGUGGAACUGGAGGUGCAUAUCAAAGGACCUGGUGAGUGUUUAUCAUUUCUACUGCCCUCUUAUUUUAUUCACAUGAUUCUGUUCAUCCUUUCCUCAAUUGUCCUGGUCCUAUUUUUCUCUUGUACCAGAUGUAGGAUCUUAAUUUGAGCCAGUUUGCUACAGCAGGAAAAUAAUCCUGCAGCAACAGGAAACGUGAAUUAUUAUGUGGAUUUUAAUUAUUGGAAACUUUUUGUAGGGGUUGAUACAUUUUUGUAAGGGAAAAUCAAGUCUAAAAUUACAAACUUUCUAAACGUCAAAUGCACUACAGGUUUUAAAUGUCCUGCGUUGAAGGAAAGUUCUCCUGCAACAGGGUCAUCAAAUUAAGAUCCUACAUCUGUACCUGAACAUGUUGAGCUGCUAGAUUGUGUUUCAUGUGUUUUCUUGGCAGAUGGCUUUGAUGUACCAGUCAUACCGAGAGAGGCCAUUGAUGACAUAUAUCACCCCGACACUGUGGGAAAACAUACAGUAGACAUAACAUGGUCUGGGGAGCACAUUCUCAAGAGGUGAGCUCUCUGUUUAAAACGGAUGUUGUUUUGACAUGGAAUUAAUAUUUCAUGGAGCAAUUGCCCUUUAUCCGUUGACAGCCCCUUUGAGGUUGACGUUGGUCCCAAAGCGGGCCCCCAGCUCGUCCGGGCGUGGGGUCCUGGUCUGGAGGGGGCAUGGUGGAAAUGUCAGCUGACUUCAUCGUGGAAUUCAUCUGAGAUGAUGCAGGGAUGUUAGGUAAGUUUGACUGGCUGUUUAAUGAUGCAGUCACAGAGUAUUCUAGAAAGAUGACUUCUAGUAUUUUCUGUAGAUUAGCAUGUACAGUGCAUUCUGAAAGUAUUCAGACCCCUUCCCCUUUUCACGUCUUGUUACGUUACAGCCUUAUUCUAAAACUGAUUUAAAAAAUUUAAAGAUCCUCAUAAUGACAAAGUGAAAACUGGUUUUUAGAAAUUUUAUUUACUUAAGUAUUCAGACCCUUUGCUAUGAGACUCGAAAUUGAGCUCAGGUGCAUCCUAUUUCCAUUGAUCAUCCUUGAGAUGUUUCUACAACUUGAUUGGAGUCCACCUGUGGAAAUUAAAUUUUGAUUUGGAAAGGCACACACCUGUCUAUAUAAGGUCCCACAGUUGACAGUGCAUGUCAGAGCAAAAACCAAGCCAUGAGGUCGAAGGAAUUGUCCGUAGAGCUCCGAGACUGGAUUGUGUCGAGGCACAGAUCUGGGGAAGGGUACCAACAAAUCUCUGCAGCAUUGAAGGUCCCCAAGAACACAGUGGCCUCCAUCAUUCUUAAAUGGAAGAAGUUUGGAACCACCAAGACUCUUCCUAGAUCUGGCUGCCCGGCCAAACCGAGCAAUUGGGGGAGAAGGGCCUUGGUCAGGGAGGUGACCAAGAAUCCUAUGGUCACUCUGACAAAGCUCCAGAGUUCCUCUGUGGAGAUGGGAGAACCUUCCAGAAGGACAACCAUCUCUGCAGCACUCCACCAAUCAGGCCUUUAUGGUGGCCAGACGGAAGCCACUUCUCAGUAAAAGACACAUGACAGCCUGCUUGGAAUUUGCCAAAAGGCACAUAAAAGUCUCUCAGACCAUGAGAAACAAGAUUCUCUGGUCUGAUGAAACCAAGAUUGAACUCUUUGCCCUGAAUGCCAAGCGUCACGUAUGGAAGAAACCAAGCACCGCUCAUCACCUGACCAAUGCCAUCCUUAUGGUGAAGCAUGGUGGUGGCAGCAUCAUGCCGUGGGGAUGUUUUUCAGCGGCAGGGACUGGGAGACUAGUCAGGAUCGAGGGAAAGAUGAACGGAGCAAAGUACAGAGAGCUCCUUGAUGAAAACCUGCUCCAGAGCGCUCAGGACCUCAGACUGGGGCGAAGGUUCACCUUCCAACAGCACAACGAUCCUAAGCACACAGCCAAGACAACGCAGGCGUUCUUAGGGACAAGUCUCUGAAUGUCCUUGAGUGGCCCAACCAGAGCCCGGACUUGAACCCGAUCGAACAUCGCUGGAGAGACCUGAAAAUAGCUGUGCAGCGACGCUCCCCAUCCAACCUGACAGAGCUUGAGAGAAUCUGCAGAGAAGAAUGGGAGAAACUCCUCAAAUACAGGUGUGCCAUGGUUGUAGCGUCAUACCCAAGAAGACUCAAGGCUGUAAUCGCUGAUAAAGGUGCUUCAACAAAGUACAGAGUAAAGGGUCUGAAUACUUAUAUAAAUUAGAUGUUUCUGUUUUUAAUUUUUUGUGUUUGUGCAAAAAUGUCUAAAAACCUGUUUUUGCUUUGUCAUUAUGGGGUAUUGUGUGUAGAUUGAUGAGGGGAAUAGAAAAACAUGUGGAAAAAGGGAAGGGGUCUGAAUACUUUCCGAAUGCACUGUAUUUCUCCCACCUUGGAUUUAAAUGAAUCUAGCCUCUAAAAUGCAUCUCUCUGCUCGGUAGGCUUUGCCAUCGAGGGUCUCUCUAAGGCCAGGUUCGAGUGUGAUGACCAAGAUGAUGGCUUGUGUGACGUGAGGUUCUGGCCCACAGAACCGGGGAAAUACGCUGUGCAUGUGACCUGUGAUGAAGAUGAGAUCGAGGACAAUCCUUUCAUGUCCCACAUAAGCCCCAAUAAAAAUAAAUGCUACCCACACAAGGCGAGUGCCUCCCUGCAGUUACUGGGUCCAUUUGUUCUGCUCUAUUUAGCAUUUGGGUCAUUCUGCGCUUCUCCAUGUAUUUGGAACAUUCUGCGCUUGUCCAUGUAUUUGGAACAUUCUGCGCUUGUCCAGGGAUGCAGAAGUCUUGCAGCACAUGAAGUGAUUUUGUAAGUGAUUUUGUAAACUGUACUUGAGACUUAGGUACAGUAAAUUAUUUUGUUCAGUUAGUAAUUUGAUGUAUUUUUCAGGUGAAAGUGUAUGGAACAGGCGUGAGUCAGGGUGGCUGUAUAGUGAACAGUGGAUGCCAGGUUUGCUGGCGAUGGGUCAUUGGGCAUCCUUGCUUGGGUAAGAGGUGUCUGUACAAACAUCAAAGAUACACUGGCAGCAUAAGGCUGAGUCAGCCCUAUUUAGGCUCCAUGAUGCCAUGUCUGUUUGAUGAAUUCUAAUAUGGUCCCACUUUACUAAAGUUCUUUGCCAUAACGAACUGUGCUAGAUAUGAUGUACAUUAGUAUUCACUACAGUUAUUACUGUUGAAUAUGGCCUUAAAGUAGGACUUAUUCUAUGCGUAUAUCAUUCCUCUAACCCAUAGGGCAUUGAUGAAGUCCCAGUCAACGUGGAGGUGGUUCGUAAAGAGCUGGGCCUCUAUACUUGCUACUACACUCCAACCACUCUGGCCAAACACACUAUCUGUGUGACUUGGGGAGGGGUCAGUGUCCCUGGCAGUCCUUUCAGAGUAAGUAAAAAUAUAAUAAUUAAAAUAUGAACCAUUCAACAUUUUAUUUUAAAUAUAUUUUUAUAUAUUUGCCUUUGUCUUUGUAUGAAAUUGUUGUCUAUUUUAGGUGACCCCUGACAGAGUUCGAAUAGAACCAUAAUUUAACGGCUCAAACAUUAGAGCUAAAGGGUCAGGGAAGCCUGGUGAGCUGAUUUUACACAUAAACUGUUAUACUAACAGCUUUUAUGAUAACAUUUGAUGCUUUCAUCCUCUUUUUAGGUCAAAGCUUAUGGACCAGGUUUGAAGGGUGGUUUCGAGGGAACCCUAAAAUGGGACAUACUCACUGGCAUGCUCCACUUGUCUGGAGGGUUCUCACUCUCUGGUUAUCAAGUAUGCCGAUAAGGAUGAGUUUUGCAGGUAAGACUUCAGAUCGCAUUUUUAAAAAGAACACAAUGUUUUUUCAAGUGUGAAAUACCAUUUAAGGAAACAAUCUUUUUCAUGUUAACAUGUUCUUUACUGUAUUUCAGUCUCUCCCACUUCCAAGUGCUGCCCACAAAUCAGGCCAACACGUUGAUAGUCUCGGGGUCAGGCUUAGAGUCAGAAACUUGCGCCCAAACUUCCCAGACCUUCACUAUUGACUGUAGCAAGACGGGAGAGGCCCCAGAGUCUGUUGCUGUUAUGACACCUACCAUUGAGAAAAUUAUUUAAUUUCUAUCUGAUUUUCAUGUUUCUUUCUUCUUCAUAUUCAUAUAUUUUAUUUGACUGCCAUGUUGCUUUUGCCAUCUUUUACUUUAUUCAGGUAAGAUGGAGCUUGUGGAGGUGACAGACAAUGGGGAUGGAACCUUCUCAGUGGCCUACUCCCCUUCCAAUGGAGGGCCCUCACUCUCUAGUGGUCAAAUAUGCAGAUGAAGAUGAAUUCUGCAGGUAAGAAUUGAAUUGAAUUCUGCAGUUGCUCAUGUUCGUUCAAAUUGUUAUUGUGAUCAGUUUAGUGAAAUGUUCAGUGUCAAUUUUUCAGUUUGUUGCAGUCCCUUCAACUUACAUGUGAAACCCUCUAAUGAUGCCAACAAGUUGAAAGUGUCUACUCCAGUUUUGGAGUCAGGAGUUUGUGCCAAGAUACCUCAGACCUUCACCAUAGACUAUAGCAAGACUGGAGAGGUCCCAGAAGCUGUGGCUGUCAUGACGACAAGUGGUGAGUACGCUAUUUAAUUGAUUACCAGCAAACAUCUUUGUUGGUAUUGCAUAAAGUUGUAUAGUUUCACUUCGGUGAAAAUUGUGUAUUUCUUUAUUGUAUCUAUGCAGGUAAAAUGGAGCUUCUGGAUGUGACAGACAAUGGAGAUGGGACAUACUUAGUGGCCUACUCCCCUUCUAUGGAGGGUUCUCACUUUCUGGUUGUUAAAUAUGUCGAUGAGGAUGAAUUUUGCAGGUGGGACUUCAGAUGGUGUUAAAAAUAUAUAUAUAUAUAUAUAAACAGGUUUUUAAUCAGGAAAUACAAUUUUAGGAAAGUCUUUUUCAUGUCAAUAUGUUCUAUACUUUAUUUCAGUCUCUCCAACUUCCAAGUGCUGCCCACAAAUCAGGCCAACAAGUUGAAAGUCUCUGGCUUGGAGUCAGGAAUUUGUGUCAAAACUCCCCAGACUUUCACCAUUGACUGUAGCAAGACUGGAGAGGCUCCAGAGUCUGUUGCUGUUAUGACACCUAGUGGUGAGAACAUGAUUUCAUAUACAGUGAUCCCUCGCCACUUCGCGGUUCACUUAUCGCGGAUUCGCUAUUUCGCGGAUUUUCAUAAUGCAUUUUUUUUUUUUUUGGUGCAUUGUGCUCUGCAUUCUGAUUCGCUAAAAACUCACUCCCGCUUCUUGUAUCAAAACAUGCUACGAAUUGUGCUAUCAUUUUGUCGUCUCGUGCAGUUAUGUGUACGUACAUAAAACAGCUUGGCAAAUUUACAUUAAGUUGGCCAAAUUAUCUUGUAAUUUCGAACAUCUCCUAAACCCAUAAUGUCGACGAAACGGCCUGGACCGACAAAAGCACCUGCGGAUGGGCCCAAACGGCGGAAGAUGCUACCUAUCUCAGAUAAAGUUAAACUUCUGGACAUGCUAAGGGAAGGUAAAAGCUAUGCAGCCGUUGCUCGCCAUUACGGAAUCAAUGAAUCUUCCGUUCGUUACAUAAAGAAGGAGGAAAAAAACAUAAGGACGACAGCAGCAGUCAAUGAGGAGGAAGGACUAACGCUUGGUCGCUUAGCAACCAUGGUGCGAAUGGCCACUGAACUUAAGCGAGUAGCUGAGGAAUGGGACCCUUUGAUGAGCCGUUCAUUACAGUUCUCCAACGUAAUCGAUGGUGGCAUGUCGGUGUACAAGGAUCUUUUUGCAAAGAAGAAAAAAGAGCGACAACAGCUGCCUAUCACUAUGUUCUUCUCCCGAACAAACACACCUGCACCGCGGGCUUCAGAAGAAGAGAACACUGCAGAGCGCAGUCAGGAUGCAGCGGCCCAGUCUGAAGAGCAGUGAAACGGCCUACACGUGAGUCACUGUAUUUGUAUACAUGUAAUAGUUGCUAAUUGUAAAAAAAAAAAAGUUUUCUAUUUCGCGGAUUUCACUUAUCGCGGGUCAUUUUCGGAACGUAACCCCCGCGAUAAACGAGGGAUUACUGUACAUGUAUAUCUGAUAUUCAUGUUUUUGUUCUUCUGAUCCAUGUAUGUUUUCAUUGACUGUCAUGUUGCUUUCCCUGUCUUUUACUUUAUCCAGGUAAGAUGGAGCUUGUGGAGGUGACAGACAAUGGAGAUGGAACCUACUCUGUGGCCUACUCCCCUUCCAUGGAGGGUCCUCAUUCUCUGGUGGUCAAAUAUGCUGAUGAAAAUGAGUUUUCCAGGUAGAACGUAAAAUAAUUCGGGGGAGAAAAUCCCUUAUACUAACCUUUUGCCAUUUUAAUAACGUCAUUCUUACAUUUCCUGUAAGUCGCUCUGGAUAAGAGCGUCUGCUAAAUGACUAAAAUGUAAUUAAGUCAAUAUGUUUUGACCAUGACAGUUUACAAUCUAAGGUAACUCCUCAACUUGCUCAACAGCCACACCAUUCAUUACCAAAUUCAGCUGAUGUCUAGAAAUUGUACCAAAUACAAUGCUCUUAGUUUUAGAAAUGUUUAGGACCAGUUUAUUACUGGACACCCAUUCCAAAACUGACUGCAACUCUUUGUUUAGGGUUGCAGUGAUUUCACUACCUGUGGUUGCUGACACAUAUAGGGUUGAAUCAUCUGCAUACAUGGACACACAGACUUUGUUUAAUGCCAAUGGCAGGUCAUUGGUGAAAAGAGUAGAGGGCCAAGAGAGGUGCCCUGCUGUACACCACACUUUACAUGUUUAACAUUAGAGAAGCUUCCAUUAAAGAAAACUAUCUGUUCUAUUAGAUAGAUAGCUCUGAAUCCACGAUAUGGCAGAGGUUGAAAAGCCAUAACACAUAUGUUUUUUCAACAACAGGUGGUCAAUAAUAUCAAAGGCUGCACUGAAAUCUAACAGUACAGCUCCCACAAUCUUCUUAUUAUCAAUUUCUUUCAACCAAUCAUCAGUCAUUUGUGUCAGUGCAGUACAUGUUGAGUGCCCUUCUCUAUAAGCAUGCUCAAAGUCUGUUGUUAAUUUGUUUACAGAGAAAUAAGCAUUGUAUUUCGUCAAACACAAUUUUUUCCAACAGUUUGCUAAGAGCUGGCAGCGAGCUGAUAGGUCGGCUGUUAGAACCAGUAAAGGCUGCUUUACCAUUCUUGGGUAUUUUUUACUAUUCUCUACAUUGUAGAAUAGUAGUGAAGACAUCAAAACUAUGAAAUAACACAUAUGGAAUCAUGUAGUAACCAAAAAAGUGUUAAACAAAUUUAAAAAAAAUACAUAUAUAUAUAUAUAUUAAAUAGAAGAUUCUUCUAAUAGCCACCCUUUGCCUUGAUGACAGCUUUGCACACUCAUGGCAUUCUCUCAAAAAGGAGUUCCCACAUAUGCUGAGCACUUGUUGGCUGCUUUUCCUUCACUCUGCGGUCCGACUCAUCCCAAACCAUCUCAAUUGGGUAGAGGUAGGGGGAUUGUGGAGGCCAGGUCAUCUGAUGCAGCACUCCAUCACUCUCCUUCUUGGUCAAAUAGCCCUUACACAGCCUGGAGGUGUGUUGGGUCAUUUUCCUGUUGAAAAACAAAUGAUAGUCCUACUAAGCCCAAACCAGAUGGGAUGGCGUAUCACUGCAGAAUGCUGUGGUAGCCAUGCUGGUUAAGUGUGCCUUGAAUUCUAAAUAAAUCACAGACAGUGUCACCAGCAAAGCACCCCCACACCAUCACACCUCCUCUUCCAUGCUUUACGGUGGGAAAUACACAUGCGGAGAUUAUCCGUUCACCCGCACCGCGUCUCACAAAGCCACGGCGGUUGGAACCAGAAAUCUCCAAUUUGGACUCCAGACCAAAUGACAAAUUUCCACCAGUCUAAUGUCCAUUGUUUGUGUUUCUUGGCCCAAGCAGUCUCUUCUUAUUAUUGGUGUCCUUUAGUAGUGGUUUCUUUGCAGCAAUUUGACCAUUAAGGUCUGAUUCACACAGUCUCCUCUGAACAGUUGAUGUUGAGAUGUGUCUUUUACUUGAACUCUGUGAAGCAUUUAUUUGGGCUGCAAUUUCUGAGGCUGGUAACUCUAAUGAACUUAUCCUCUGCAGCAGAGGUAACUCUGGGUCUUCCAUUCCUGUGGCGGUACUCAUGAGAUCCAGUUUCAUCAUAGAGCAUGAUGGCUUUUGUGACUGCACUUGAAGAAACUUUCAAAGUUCUUGAAAUUUUCCGAAUUGACUGACCUUCAUGUCUUAAAGUAAUGAUGGACUGUUGUUUCUCUUUGCUUAUUUGAGCUGUUCUUGCCUUAAUAUGGACUUGGUCUUUUACCAAAUAGGGCUAUCUUCUGUGUAACCCCCCCUACCUUGCCACAACACAACUGAUUGGCUCAAACGCAUUAUGAAGGAAAUAAAUUCCACAAAUGUACUUUUAAGAAGGCACACCUGAUAAUUGAAAUGCAUUCCAGGUGACUAUCUCAUGAAGCUGGUUGAGAGAAUCCCAAGAGUGUGAAAAGCUGUCAUCAAGGCAAAGGGUGGCUAUUUGAAGAAUGUCAAAUAUAAAAUACAUUUGGAUGUGUUUAACACUUUUUUUGGUUACUACAUGAUUCCAUAUGUGUUAUUUCAUAGUUUUGAUGUCUUCACUAUUAUUCUACAAUGUAAAAGAUUGUAAAAAUAAAGAAAAACCCUUGAAUGAGUAGGUGUGUCCAAUCUUUUGACUGGUAGUGUACAUUUCUCUCAAGUUCUUGGCUCUUUCCAGAGCAUACACAACUGAACUGUGGUCCUCUGUAGCUCAGCUGGUAGAGCACGGCGCUUGUAACGCCAAGGUAGUGGGUUCAAUCCCCGGGACCACCCAUACACAAAAAUGUAUGCACGCAUGACUGUAAGUCGCUUUGGAGAAAAGCGUCUGCUAAAUGGCAUAUCUUUAUUUAUUUUUAUUUUUUAUGACUUACAGAUUGCGGUCAUCUUGCUGUUUAAACUAAUCGAGCUGACCCUGGGAGAACUGCAAACUGUUCUUCAGGCCUCUGGUCAGAUUGUCCAUUCUUUUAUUAGUUGACUCCACCAGUAUUUGGACACAACACUUUAAGCUAUUUUCUUGUUGUUGUAACAACUGCUUGUAGAAAAUGUUUUUGUUUGUUUAAAAGAUCCUUCACCUGUGAUAGAGAUUCACCACUGUCUUCAACAGUACUCCCACCGGCUUUGGUCUUUGUCAUGGUAACAACGUAGGCUACGCUGUUACUCCUCGCAGUUCCAGACAGGUCAGGUCGCAGGGCAGAUGGAAACAGCAAUAAACAGCAGCGAUUCAAAAAGUCACAAUCCGUGGUCCUAGCCACAAGGGCUGUGGGCUGUGUACAAGAUGCUAAGGAAACCUGGCUAGCUGGAUAUUUAGCUAACUUUAGUUAGAGUAGUCAAAUUAGAUGCAUUUCAACCAAGGUUGGGGGUCAGUUGUUACAUUUUUUAUUCUUGAAUUGUAUUUUUAAUUCUCCUGAAUUUACUAAAUAUAAAUGGAAUUCACACCAACGCUGGUUACCACUACCAAAUAAUGUGUAUUAUAGCCUAUUAUAUGCCUACUGAAAUAGUUUUGACGUUUCAUUUUUCUUGUAACUUUAUGUAUAUAUAAUAGGUGAAUCUCAUGCCUGUGUGUUAAGGUAAUGUUUUUUUUUUCGUUGCAUGCUGGACCUGUUCUGUGUGUAUGUGCUCAGGCUCCAGACAAUGACUUGGACUCAGGACGUGAUGGGCAGCAGUCCAAAUGGAAGCAAAAAGCUUCUCACAGAGAUGGCCAGCCUUCGGUAUGGACAUUCUUCCCUUUCAGAGCGGCAGGAAUAUAUGCAGCUUUGGAGCUGUCUGUUUAAUUGACGAUUAAACAUGAUCACUAUGGGUGUGGGGCUCCCAAAUUACUCUAACAUCCUUUUAAAUAAUUUUCUAUCAAGACAACAAGCUUUUAUAUAGUGCUGUUCAUUUACAUUUUAGCUCUUUGUUGCGCCGUAUAAUACAGCUUGAUUAAAAAGCCCACUGGUGUUGGAAAGUUGUCAUAGCCACUUUUAGCACCUCUCUCUCUACAGAUGACACACAUCUCUUACAUUCCCCUUAGCCAUGUGAACCGAACUGGACUGAUGCCCUUUGACAUUGUUAUGGCAUACAGCUUGACAGAGGGGGAAAUCAAAGGUGGAACAUAGAUGCCUGCAUUGAAGUUUUCUAACUUUUCAUGUAUCCUGGAAGCGAUUUACCAGAGAUUGGUGGAAAAUAACACCUUUUAGUUGUAUUCACAUUUGCUCAAUUCACAAUUGCGCUCAAAAAUGAUUUCUUAGGUGAAGUAUGUAUUCCAUCCGGUAAUAGGGCCCCGGCUGAUGUAACUGAUAACCGAGAUGGAACGGUCACACUGAUGUAUGAUCCCACAGAAGAAGGCCUCCAUCAAAUGCACAUCAAGGUUGAUGGCACUGCUCUCCCCGGUAAGAGUGAUGUCAGGUUUAUUAAACCCAUUCCUUACAUAUAAUAGAAAGGCAAAAAAUAAGCUAACCAUUGUCUUAUUACUCAAAUCUGCAUUUUAGAGAGCCCUCUCCAGUUCUACGUGAACAAUGCCAGUAACUCUGACACUAUGGCACAUGGGGCAGGCCUAGUCUAUGGCAUGACAAACAAGAUCGCAACCUUCACCAUCUUCAACAAAGACUCAACACACUGUAAGAGUCCCUUCAUUAGCAAAUGAGAAAUACUUACUUUUGAACCUAAAGACAGAACACACGAAAUGCAACUAACACCACACCAAAGGUUUCUGAAUCAUUCUGGAAGGCAGAUACUAUACCUGUUCUUUAAUCACCAGGUAAACUGGACAUUUCCCUCGAGGGUCCAUCUAAAGCAGAGAUUCGCCUCAUGAACAACACAGUUUCUGGUGACUACAGCAUCCUAGUACGACACAACAACGAGCACAUCACAGGAAGUCCCUUCACGGCAAGGAUCGCUAGUAAGCAGCAGUAUCUACAGUAUGUGGUUGGUAGGUCUACAGGGUAGGAAAGGUAGAACUAAAAUUAAGAUAAAGAGAAUGUUUAAGAACUUCACCUCACCUUUGCUGUCUCACCUGUCUCACCUGUCCCUGUGCAGUGGCUGGUGAAGGUGUGGUUCCCCGGAGGUCCCGCAGGGUGAUGUUGGGCACAGCGACUGACUUCAGCCUGGACAUCAUAGAAGAGGAUAUCAGUCUGCUCACAGCCAGCAUCAUGUUUCCCUCAGGCCUGGAUGUGUCCUGCCUGCUGAAGAGGCAGCCUGACAGACACAUAGGUCAGGGUUCAGGAGUUGAGGGCACUGGGGACUAA
Molecule: messenger RNA, 14489 nt
Organism: Coregonus sp. 'balchen'
Lineage: Eukaryota; Metazoa; Chordata; Actinopteri; Salmoniformes; Salmonidae
Source: the annotation of a GenBank genome assembly